GUUUUCGGUCUGAGUUUGAGAGCAGAAAAGUCGGGGUUGAGAUUUCUUUCUUUCUGGACAUCCCCUCCACAAUCGUUCGCACUCGUUACGAAUUGCGUUUUACGCCGCGCGCCGACACCACAACCACCCCAAAAUGGCGCCAAAGCGGAAGGUGGACGAUGAUUUCGUCAUGACGCUUUCGGAUGAUGAGAAUGAUACGUUGAAUCAGAUUGAGGAAGAGGAGGAGGGUGAUGAAUUCGCUUCGAAAAAGAAUCAGAAGAAUAACAAGAAGGAUUCUACUGCUACUGCUGCUGCUGCUGCUGCUGCUGCUGCUGCUACGAAAAAGCGCAAGAGGGAGGAGCUGGUUGAUAAUAAGAAUAAGAAGGCGAAGAAGGGUGCGAAGAAGUUGGCUGUGCCCGAGGCAGAGGCAGAGGAGGACAGUGAGGAUGAGGAUGAGGAGAAUGCGGCUGAGGAUGAUGGGGCGCUGAACUCGGAUUUCGAGUUUGAUGUUGGUGGCGUUGCGAAUGAGGUUACGGAGUUUGAUGGGUGGGCUCAGAAUAUGCCGGAUGAUGAAGCGGGUAGGAGAAAUGGGGAUAAGAAGGCCGUGGAUAUUGAUGAUAUCAUUGAGAGGAGGCAGGCGAAGAAGGAUGCUGCUGCUGCUAAGAAGAAGUCAAAGAAACAGCAGGCGGCUGAGGAGCUGGAUAGUGAUGAGGAGGAGGAGGAGGAGUCGGAUGGCGGGAUGUCUGUUGAUUUUGGGGAUGAUGAGUUGUUGGCGGAGGAUGGGUUCGGUAUGGGUGCUGAUGGUGAGGAUGAGAGUGGGAAUGAGGGUGCCGAGGAGGAUGAGGAUGAUGCUGAUGAGGAGGAUGAAGAGGCUGAUAAGGACUCGGACGACUCCGACGACGACUCCUCUGUCGCGACGCCUGUCGCGCACCCGGACGACGUGGGCGCUGAGGAGGAUUCCGACGCCGAGAGCGAGGUCGACGCCGAAGAAGCGGCCAAGCGCAAGGCUUUCUUCGCCCCCGAGGAGAAGACCGAGACCUCUGCCGCCGAUGCGAAGCGCUCCUUCCAGGACUUCAACCUUUCGCGACCGAUCCUCCGUGGUUUGGCCGCGGUCAACUUCACCAACCCGACCCCCAUUCAACAGAAAACUAUCCCCGUUGCGCUCAUGGGCAAGGAUAUCGUCGGUAGUGCCGUCACUGGUUCCGGUAAGACGGCUGCCUUCGUCGUCCCCAUUCUCGAACGUCUGCUGUUCCGGCCGCGCAAGGUCCCCACGAGCCGUGUCGCUAUCCUGAUGCCCACGCGUGAAUUGGCGGUCCAAUGUUACAAUGUGGCUACCAAGCUGGCGACCUACACCGAUAUCACCUUCUGUCAGCUGGUCGGUGGUUUCAGCCUGCGGGAGCAGGAGAAUAUCCUGAAGAAGCGGCCCGAUGUGAUCAUCGCUACCCCCGGUCGUUUCAUCGAUCACAUGCGCAACUCGGCCAGCUUCACGGUCGAUACCUUGGAGAUUCUGGUUCUGGAUGAAGCCGAUCGCAUGCUCGAGGACGGUUUCGCCGACGAAUUGAACGAGAUCCUGACCACCAUCCCCAAGUCCCGCCAGACCAUGCUCUUCUCCGCUACGAUGACCGACACCGUCGACAAGCUGAUCCGCGUUGGUCUGAACCGCCCCGUGCGCCUGAUGGUCGACUCGAAGAAGAACACGGCUUUGACGCUCACCCAGGAGUUCGUGCGUCUCCGCCCCGGUCGGGAGGACAAGCGUCUGGGCUACCUGCUGUACCUGUGCAAGGAAAUCUACACUGGGCGGGUGAUUGUUUUCUUCCGUCAAAAGAAGGAAGCUCACCGCGUCCGCAUCGUCUUUGGUCUGCUCGGACUUAAGGCUGCCGAGCUGCACGGUAGCAUGAGCCAAGAACAGCGUAUCAAAAGCGUGGAGAGCUUCCGUGACGGCAAGGCUGCCUUCCUCCUGGCCACGGACCUGGCGUCUCGUGGUUUGGAUAUCAAGGGCGUGGAGACGGUCAUCAACUACGAAGCGCCGCAGAGCCACGAGAUCUACCUUCACCGUGUCGGUCGUACUGCUCGUGCGGGCCGGUCGGGUCAGGCCUGCACGAUCGCGGCCGAGCCAGACCGCAAGGUGGUGAAGGCCGCCGUCAAGGCCGGUAAGGCUCAAGGCGCCAAGAUCGCCAGCCGAGUGAUCGACCCUGCCGUUGCCGACUCGUGGGCGGCCAAGGUCGAGGACUUGGCCGACGAGAUCGAGGAGGUGCUGGAAGAGGAGAAGAUGGAGAAGCAGCUGGCGCAAGCUGAGAUGCAUGUGACCAAGGGAGAGAACCUGAUCAAGCACGAGGCGGAGAUCAAGUCCCGGCCCAAGCGGACGUGGUUCGAGACGGAGAAGGACAAGCGUGCCGCCCGGAAGCUGGGCGCGGAGGCUCUAAACGGACCUCAAUCCAAGAAGGAGAAGAUGAAGCUGAGCAACAAGGACAAGAAGCGACUGGACGACAGCCGACAGCGUCAUGAGGGAAAUGCCGGAUGGAAGAAGGGCAAGGCCACGCGCGAGACGCAGAAGAAUGGACGCGUGCCGGAGAAGAAGAGCAAGAAGGGGAAGAAAUGAGGGUAGAUGAUGACUGAGCCUGUUGGAGUGUAUAUACCUUAUCAGUUUCCUUUUUUUUUCCACACCCGCCA
Aspergillus homomorphus CBS 101889 is the source of this 2649-nucleotide messenger RNA. RefSeq names its product putative ATP-dependent RNA helicase DRS1 (gene drs1). The record is from RefSeq and is a predicted model, not a curated record. NCBI's taxonomy places the organism in Eukaryota, Fungi, Ascomycota, Eurotiomycetes, Eurotiales, Aspergillaceae. The coding region runs from base 134 to 2578 and encodes 814 amino acids. The transcript is spliced from 3 exons. Gene Ontology annotation, molecular function: ATP binding; nucleic acid binding; RNA helicase activity.